UUUCUUGUUUUGCCCAACGUAACCUUUUUCAAAUUAUUAUAAACAAUAUAAACAAAGUAUUUCCAUUUUCAUUUUGUUAGUCUGGCAUGUGUAGAUAAUAUGUAUAUGUAAACUACAAUUCAAAUUUCGUAUAGCACAACGGUAACAAACGUGAUAACGUCUUUCUUAUUCUUUUAUAACCUUUAACAUUGUAUAUUUUGAUAAUUAUUAAAUUUACUAUUUUUCGGUAUUAAUGAAUUUAUAUUAUAUUAGUUGUAAAUAUUAUUAUGACUAACUACGCCACGGAUAAACAAGAGCGUUAUUUUUUUUACAAUAGUCUAGCAAUUCUGUUAAAAGCUGUCGAGGGCGAACGUACAAUUGUUGAUUUACGUAAUGAAGCAUCGAUUUAUGGUAUCAUAGAACAAGCCGACGGAUUUAUGAAUAUUAUUAUGAAGGAUAGUAUAUUUAUUGAUCCGAGAGGUGAUAAAUUCUCGUAUGAAAUUUUUUUUAUUCAUGCACGAAAUAUCCGUUAUGUACAUAUUCCCACACAUAUACGAAUUGUACCAUCCAUUAAAGAACAAUUAAAAAAAUUGGGUCGACCACGCAUGACAGAAUUUCCUAGAACAUUCAAAUCCAAACGAGCUGAAAAAAAUCAAGCUUUAGAUAUGGCUGCUGUUAAUAAGAUAUUGGAAAAUAAAGAAGAAAAUAAGUCUAAUCCUAGUGGAAGUAAUACAUAAUACUGAAUUUCAUUUAAUUUAUAUUUCAUUUUGA
Messenger RNA from Ceratosolen solmsi marchali, 750 nucleotides. RefSeq names its product U7 snRNA-associated Sm-like protein LSm10. Bases 267 to 716 code for a protein of 149 amino acids. The record is from RefSeq and is a predicted model, not a curated record. NCBI's taxonomy places the organism in Eukaryota, Metazoa, Arthropoda, Insecta, Hymenoptera, Agaonidae. Gene Ontology annotation, cellular component: cytoplasmic U snRNP body; nuclear body. Gene Ontology annotation, molecular function: U7 snRNA binding; histone pre-mRNA DCP binding. Gene Ontology annotation, biological process: mRNA 3'-end processing by stem-loop binding and cleavage. The transcript is spliced from 3 exons.